Myxocyprinus asiaticus (Chinese sucker) is the source of this 2826-nucleotide messenger RNA. It is a transcript of the gene etv5b, whose product is annotated as ETS variant transcription factor 5b. Gene Ontology annotation, cellular component: nucleus. The record is from RefSeq and is a predicted model, not a curated record. NCBI's taxonomy places the organism in Eukaryota, Metazoa, Chordata, Actinopteri, Cypriniformes, Catostomidae. Gene Ontology annotation, biological process: cell differentiation; regulation of transcription by RNA polymerase II. Gene Ontology annotation, molecular function: sequence-specific DNA binding; DNA-binding transcription factor activity, RNA polymerase II-specific. The coding region runs from base 235 to 1821 and encodes 528 amino acids. The transcript is spliced from 12 exons.
CAGGCGAUCCCAUUGAGAAAAUUUCAGUCGCGUAGAGCUGAAGUUGAGCGCAACGCUGACUGUUUUUUCUGGGAUUUAUCAAAUCGCUCUUUAUUAGAAAAGCAAAGGAUUUAAUCACCGUCGGGCAAGAAUAUCAGCCGUGUGUAUUUGGCGGCCCACUCCUCCCCUUUAUCCCUCUUCAUUCCUGUUUCCCUCCUGCUGCUGCACCUUUGGCCGCAGUGAGAAGCAAGUGACAUGGACGGAUUUUACGACCAGCAGGUCCCUUUUAUGGUGCCACCCAACAAGACUCACAUGGAGGAACCGUCUUGUAGACCUUUCAGUGACCGAAAGAGGAAGUUUGUUGACACUGAGCUGGCACAGGAUACAGAGGAGCUGUUUCAAGAUCUGAGCCAGCUACAAGAGAUUUGGAUAGCAGAAGCCCAGGUACCUGAUGAUGAACAGUUUGUUCCAGAUUUCCAGUCAGAUAACUUGAUGUUCCAUGGACCCCUUCAAAUUAAAGUGAAGAGGGAACUGAGCCCGAGUAGGGGGUUUUCCCCCUGUGGACCAGACCAGAGACUUUCUCCAUAUGGAGAAAAGUGCCUAUAUAACUACAGUGCCUUUGACAGGAAGCCAUUUUCUUUCAACAAGCCACUAACUCCUCCCUCGACACCAGCAUCGCCCUUUGGAUCCUCCAUCAGCACAGCAACUCACCCUGCACAAAAAAGAGCGAUGCCUCCCACCCAAACUCAGACACAAGGACCACCAGUAUUGCCUGGUCCCACCCACAGCUCCUCCCCUCCCCAUCAGAGAAUACAGACUCCACUCCACAGUCAAAGCCCACCUUUUGCUGUGCCCUGCCCACCUGUCAAUCACCCAGAUGCCUCCUAUAGCACAGACCACAGUAGGUUCCAUCGGCAGCUUUCUGAACCCUGUCUACCAUUCCCACAAUCUGAUGGCCAUCAUCAGAAUCCUUUCACCCCACAGACCCCUGGCCAUUUUCACCGAAAUAGCCGUCCUUCUUACCACCGCCAGAUGUCGGAGCCCUUGGUCUCCAUGCCGCCUCAGGGCUUCAAAAAGGAGAUGGUGGAUCCCCGUUACAACGAUCAGGGUGUUCAAAACAUGGGACCCCCUCGGGCUCCCCUGUUUCACCAGUUGUCAAUCAAACAGGAGCCCAGAGACUUUGGCUUUGACUCAGAAGUACAGAACUGCCAGUCAUCUUUUGGCAAAUCUACAAACUUCUAUAGAGGCAACAGCGAGUGUUUUGCAUAUGAUGGAGAGCCCCACCUGUAUUACGAUGAUGUGUGUGUGGUUCCAGAUAGGCUGGAGGGAAAGCUGAAGCAGGAGGGUGGGGUGUUCAGGGAGGGUCCUCCAUAUCAACGAAGGGGAUCUCUGCAACUCUGGCAGUUCCUGGUCACUCUGUUGGACGACCCAUCCAACAGCCACUUUAUUGCUUGGACUGGCCGUGGGCUUGAGUUUAAACUUAUUGAACCAGAAGAGGUUGCUCGUCGCUGGGGUAUCCAGAAGAACAGGCCUGCAAUGAACUAUGACAAGCUGAGUCGCUCCCUGCGUUACUACUAUGAGAAGGGCAUCAUGCAGAAGGUAAAGGUUGCUGGAGAGCGAUAUGUGUAUAAGUUUGUGUGUGAUCCAGAUGCGCUCUUCUCCAUGGCAUUCCCUGAUAACCAGAGGCCCAGUCUGAAGGCAGACCCCGAUGGCCUGCAGGUUCCUGAGGAUGACAUUGUACCACUCUCUCACUUUGAUGAGACCAACAGUGCUUCUUACCCAGGAGAUGGCAGGGAUCAGUGCAUAGUGGGGCCAUCCUUUCCUGAAAAUUAUGCUUUCUGAACUGCUUUGAACCCCCCUCCCCCCCACCAAGACUACUGCUGAGCAGACCUGUAGAACCUUUAUUUUGUUUCUGUUUGUUUGACAAACAGGUUCCGUGAUGAACACAGUGUACAUGUCGGCUGUUUUUUUUUUUUUUUAAUUUUUUUUUAUUUUUUAUAUUAACUAAAAGGGACACAACAGUAUUUUAAGUAUAACCAUUGAUUUUAUAUGUAUAAAUGUGUAUAUUUUUAAAAAAUAUAUGGCUUUUGUGUACUGCUUUCUUUGUGUAUUGGGCCUGGUGUCUUUUUUCAAUGCUCUGCUUCAGUGAGAUUUGUAGUACACUUCUAUCAAUACAAAAUGAUGCAAUUCGGAAAGUUUUGUCAUUACGGAAGUACAUAGCUUUAUAAUCCUGAAAAAUUCACAUUUUCUCCAGCUGGCCAAGAAAAAUUCUUUAUAACUGUUAAGAAAUCAAUAUAUUCAACUGAUUUUGUAAUUUGAUUUUUAUUGGUGUGGGAUGGGUAAAAAGAAGACAGGGGCAUUGAAAAAUGAAAUCUGUGUAUAUUAUGAGUAUAUUUUUGCAAAGGCUAUAUUGAUUUGCAUUGUAUAAGGUGUACAACAGACUGUUCUUUUUGUAAAUUGGUGUGUGUGAAAUUGCAACCAGCUCUUGAUGUAUGUGACCAUCAAGGCUGAAAAGCCUGAUUACAGAUUCAGAAUCAGUCAUGCUUGCACAGUCUUAUUUGUUUACCAAAGGAUUAUGGCAAGGGAAACUGAUCUCUGUUCAGUAGUGAUCUCUGUUCAAGCAUGCCAAGAAUCCUGCUAGCUCUUUUCACUUCCACUUUCAACCCUAUUUGUCUGUUCUGGGUUCAACAGACCUAUAGUUCUGUUUCACUGUGGAUAUGACUGUUGUAUCAUUGUCUUUUGAUGACAAUUUCCUUCGUUAAGAUUUUUCAAGUACAGUUUUGGUGUACUGUUACAGAUCUGUAUUUUCUAAACUAUAAGGUACAGGAUAAAUAAAAACUACAUGAA